Messenger RNA from Phasianus colchicus (ring-necked pheasant), 3233 nucleotides. RefSeq names its product protein O-mannose kinase (gene POMK). Gene Ontology annotation, biological process: protein phosphorylation; carbohydrate phosphorylation; protein O-linked glycosylation. The record is from RefSeq and is a predicted model, not a curated record. Gene Ontology annotation, molecular function: ATP binding; carbohydrate kinase activity; protein kinase activity. NCBI's taxonomy places the organism in Eukaryota, Metazoa, Chordata, Aves, Galliformes, Phasianidae. Gene Ontology annotation, cellular component: endoplasmic reticulum membrane.
CCCAGUCGUGGCGGUCGGGGGCGUCGGACCGCGCCGCGCUCGGAGCCUGGCCUCCCGCCGCACGUCCCGCGCGGCUGGGCAGCACGGGGAGGCGGUCGUGCGGGCUGCCAUGAAACAGCCCCUUAGGACCCUGCGCUGCAGAGGGAGCUGGCACCCCCGUGUCUUUCACAGGGGAGAUGGAAAAGAAAGCGCAUUUCGUGAAAAGAGACUUUCCUCCCAGGGAGGCGCCUUCGCUGCUGCCGGUGCUGCUGCUGGUGGCGGUGCUGCUCCUGAACGCCCUGCUCUACCUGUACCUCGGCAGCCUGCACGGCUCUUCGGGCCGUGCCGACGCCGAGCCCAGCCUCUGCCCUUAUGGGUCUUUCAGACUAGGGCCGGUGAAAAACUGCUCCCCCUGGCUCUCCUGUGAAGCCAUCGAUAGGGAAGUCAGAAAACUCAAACGUGUUGGCGAAGGAGCUGUGAAGAAGGUCUUUCUUUCUGAGUGGAAGGAAAACAAAGUGGUCAUUUCACAGCUCACCAAACCUGAGCUGAAGGAGGACUUUCUCCACGGACUGAAGAUGCUGAAGGCACUACAGAGCAAGCACGUUGUCCGACUGCUUGGCUACUGCGAGAAGCAGUUCACAAUCCUCACUGAGUACCAUCCUCUGGGCUCCCUGAGGGGUUUGAAUGAAACUCUGCACAUCCCCAAGUACAAGAGCAUGAACACUUGGCAAAGAAGGCUGAUGCUUGCUAUAGACUAUGUCAGCAUAAUUCGAUACCUGCACAGCAGCCCUCUGGGCACCUUAGUGAUGUGCGAUUCAAACGACCUGGACAAGGUGCUCUCUCAGUAUCUUCUAACAAGUGACUUUCACAUCCUGGUGAAUGAUUUGGACGCUUUGCCUCUCGUGAACAAGAGUGCCGGCAGGCUGGUGAAGUGUGGUCAUCGGGAGCUCUGGGGAGAGUUUGUAGCUCCUGAGCAGCGUUGGCCCUAUGGAGAGGAUGUGCCAUUUGAUGAUGACCUUAUGCCCCCAUACGAUGAAAAAACAGACAUCUGGAAAAUCCCGGAUGUCUUCAAUUUUUUCUUGGGCCACGUUGAAGGCAGUGACAUUGUGCGACUGCACUUGUUUGACAUUCAUGCGGCAUGUAAGAAGAAGGACCCAGCUGAAAGGCCUUCUGCUCAGGAGAUCUUAGACACCUACAAGAAAGUUUUAACUCUGUUGAUUCGGGAGGCAGCCAUGCCUGGUACUAGGGAAAUGUUAUAGCAAAUCAUGAGACAAACUGUGGACUGAAGUUGAUGUUCUUAUUUAUUUAGCUUGCCUGAAGGGCAGAAUCUCUGUCCCUUCAACUGAGAAGAUAAAAACAACUGAUUUUGUAUUUUACCUUUUGAUUAAAAAUUAUCUACCCAAUGCUGAAGCUGUGCACCUUUCCCAUUGGCAUGUUUAAUCUAUCACUGCAAGAAGAGGAGAGGGAGAAAUUAAGUUUUGAGAAUGGGGAAAAUUUCUCAAGAAGCAGAAUUUUUCUUUUGCAACAUUCAUAUAAAAACUCCCGUUUCAAACACAGAAUGUUUUUGUACAGAGGAGUUAAAAAAAAAAAAAAAAAAAGAAAGAAAUACAGUCCUACUUAAACUAAUUGGCAGAGGUCACCUGCCAAUUAGUUUGGGGAGCAGAGACUGUAGCAUGCCCCUCAAACUCUGUGCUGAUUCCAGUGGCUUUAGCCCAUGUCAUACGCACAAAUCGUGGGCAUUCAAAAAUGAGUACAGUUCUCUUCAGGUUUUGGUGAGCCCUGAUGCCACCUUCCCAACCACCGUGCCCAGCCUCCCUGCUGGAUGGGAUAUUCCAUGGGCUGCUUUUGGAGCCGUGCAGCCACUGCUCUGUGGUCCCUGUAUCCCACUAAACAAGCAUGUUGCUAGUUUGUAGGCGAGCAAAUGAUACAGAGACAGCUUAAACAUGCAUGGUUUUGGUUUUGAAACAUUUGCCCCUACAGUAUUCUCAGUAAGGUUCUUUGGAGAUGAGGGUCCAGGAGUCCUCUCGCUCUUUUUUAAUCCACAGGAAGCGUGAGCUCUUUGGAAGAGGGCUAAGUGUAUCUUUUAUGUAUAUUCAUUUCAUCCCUUUUGCACUCACUUUUGUGUUCACUGAACGUCAUGGAUGGAUGGAAGGAGAAAGAACAGGGAAUGGGAAGAGAACGUGACUUCCUUCCACAGCAAAUUGUGUGUUGGAAAAUAAAAGCCUUACAUUCAGAGUAAAUAACUCUGUCAGACCUGAAUUCAAAAUAAGGCUGCUGCUUUGUUCAGUGAGAUGAGGAGAAAGCUCCUGGUACCAAUAUGGAUGUUACAGGCUGUAACAGGUACCAACGGCUGGAGAAAGAGAAUAAUGAUGCCUUAAUUCUGCAGUAGGCCCUGUUUGAUGAGAUUGGGAUUUAAUUGUGCUCUUGGUGGAAAAAAAAAACACAAUGGGAAUACUGUGAAUGAGAUGUGGAUUCUACCAUUAGUGAAUGGUAGAAUUUCUAUACUAUGGAGUAGGCCUUUGGAAGGCCUAGGGGCCUGGGACAGCUUUCUUCUUGUCUUUACUUGAGAGGUGAGUUGCAGGCAGAGAAGUACACUGUCCUUUCUGCUGAAGAGUUUGUUUCUGUUCCUUGUCACAAUGAUAGUCCACUUCAUCUAAACAAUUUAUAACUGAACUGAGAAAACAGGUUUUUUACUUAUGUCCAACUGCUUGUGUUCUUUUGCUAUAAAAUUUCAUUGUAAAUGAGAAGACUGUCCUGCAAAUGACAAAAUUCCUAUCUGAUUUCUUAUAAUGCUAGCAGGAGUUCUUUCAAAGCUGGUCAUUAUGGUUUUUCUUUCCCAGUGGGCAGUCUAUUUUCUUAAUUUAGCUGAUUUUGCCAUUUUCCAGCUGUGCAGUUCUAGCCAGCAGAGCUCUUCCUGGCAGCUUUCCUAUUCACAUUUUCAGAAAUUAAAGCUCCAAAACAGAGCAGUGACUUUGGAUACUUCAUGUGUAUUUUGGACUUCGAUUCAAAGCACCUUCAAGAAAGGUGUGGAGAAAAAAAAUGCUGUCCCUGCUGUAAUUGUGUAAAUCAUCCCAUGAUUAUUAAUAGGGUUAUCCGGGGUUUUACAGUUCCAGCAUGAAGCUAGGAUGUGCAGGUGUUGGAAAAGCAUCCUACUGUGGCUCUUCAAGGCAGAUCCUUUGCUUAUUCCCACCACAGCAUUUGUUACUUUUUGUUAGCCCUUCUGUGUACUUGAAAGGAAAAUCAGCAUCUGAUGC